Austrofundulus limnaeus is the source of this 937-nucleotide messenger RNA. RefSeq names its product spore coat protein SP96. The coding region runs from base 61 to 582 and encodes 173 amino acids. Gene Ontology annotation, biological process: immune response. The record is from RefSeq and is a predicted model, not a curated record. Gene Ontology annotation, molecular function: chemokine activity. NCBI's taxonomy places the organism in Eukaryota, Metazoa, Chordata, Actinopteri, Cyprinodontiformes, Rivulidae. The transcript has 4 exons. Gene Ontology annotation, cellular component: extracellular region.
GAAGAGUGACCGACGCAGGAGAAACAUACUUUUUUGUAUUUAACCUCGUAUUUAUUAAGAAUGAAAAUGUUGAGCUGUGGAAGCCUGAUGAAAAGUGUGCUGGUCGCCGUCAUCUUGGUUGUUACUUCUGGACAUUCAGAUGAAAAGUUGGCUUCUUGUUGUAAGAAAGUCACCAAAACUGAGAUCACAGAACCAAUUCUGGGAUACUUGGUCCAGAAAGCGAAUCCUCCAUGUGUCCAAGCAGUUAUCUUUCAGACAGAAAAUGCUCUUUACUGCAGUCAGCUGAGCGCUCCCUGGGUUCUCCGCAAAAUCAAAGAACUAAGCAGGAGAUCAAGGGCUCAGAYAACAACUUCUCCUGUGUUCAGAUCAUCAUCAGCCUCCCUCCUCUCCGUCAUAACCUCCACCGCCUCCUCUCCAUCCUCCACCAUGGCCUCCUCUCCUUCAUCCUCUGUGGCCUCCUCCCCUUCAUCCUCCACCCUGUUUCCUUCCUCCUCUCCUCCUCCCUCCUCUGCCUCCACAGCUGAUGGGAGUUUUUCAGGAAGCGGUGAGGAGUGGACCUUCGCCUCCUCCACCAGCAGCUGAUAAAACAAGCAGCGACGUGAACAUCUGUUAAAUUUGACAUUUGGUUGGGAACUUGCAGAACGCACUGAUACUAAAUAUUUGUUUUUAAGUUAAAUUUCUAGUCUCUUUCAAUUUUGGUUAAGUUAUUUUUUAUUUAUUUAUCAAAUCUAAUUUAGUUGUUCUGAUGUGGUGGAAUUUUAUUUUAAUUGCUGUAUUUAUAAAAUGUACAUGCAAAGUGAGACGUUUAACACAUGCUGAUAGCAUGAAAUGGUUUUGAAGAUGUUUUUGUCUGCUGGAAAGACAUUUUUAUUGUUAAUUUGAGGCUGUGUCAACUUCAAGGUUUAAUUUAUUAAUAAACAGUUCUUGUUUAACAUUA